AUGGAGAGCAAAGCCAUCGCCAACGAGCAAAUUAGUGCCUCUUCUCAAUGGGAUCACAAUGAAGCUGCACAUAAUGGUAGACUUCACUUUAAACAAUCAGGUUACAAAGCAGGGGCUUGGGUGGCUCUCACAAAUGAUGAAAACCAGUGGCUCCAGAUAGAGCUGAUUAAUCCAUACGUUAAAAUAACAAGGGUUGCAACGCAAGGACGAAACGGCCAAACUACGUUGAACUGGGUGACCAGCUAUAAUCUAACUUACAGCAACGAUGGAGUAAAGUUCCACAUUUAUAAAGAACGUGGACAUGUGGAGUCGAAGGUUUGAUACUUAUCUAAAUUAAUUUUCAUCAAUAAUCCAUCUCUAUUAAAUGGGAUAUCUAAAAAAAUACACUGUAAGAGUCAAACCAUGCACUUCGUUAAGCGAUCAAUUCGAAAGUAUAAAAUUCAGCUUAAAUUAAGAGAAACUACUGAGUUACUCUAGUGAAUAAGCACCAAAGUCUGUGCUAAUCAUUUUCCACAGCUUCCAACUUUGGGGAAUAAAUAAGUUAAAGAAGUCUAAUUAAAAUUACAGCGGGAAAAUUAAACUUACAAAUAAGAUAAUUAUAUCUGAAGCAGAGUAGAGAAUUUUAACUGGCUCGAAUCUCCAUGAUUUAAAUCCGGGGAUAAUAUAACAUUACAAGAGAUGUUUAGGGCUUGUUUUGGCCUUUCAUAAGGGGACAUUAGACAGUAUACCAUGUAAAAGAAAACAUUUCCACUCGAACCUCUACAGGUGGUGAGAUUGGUUUGACAUUUCUUUAAUGAUUAUCCUUUUCUGAAAACGACAGUGUUAAAAUGGGCUUUUUCAUACGAUUUGUCCCUUUCUUUCAUUGUAUCACGUAACAAAUCACGUGACUUGAAUCGGAAGUUCGCUCUCAGCACACUUUGAUCUUAACUGUCGUUCGGAAUAGAGUCUAAAUAAUCUUCAAAAAGUGUUAACUCUCAAUUUUAUAGGAGAAUUAAGUCUUUCAUGUUGUAUGGAUAUUUUCGUCUUUCAAAGACGGAGAGUAGUUUAAGUGAUGAUAACAAAAAUAUGUUGUUAAAUUUAAGAAAUUAGUCAUGAUCUCUGAUAAAGGCUGACAUCAAACAACUGCCAAAUUUCAUGUCGAGCGGAUAAUAGCACUAACGGCUUUUGCGGACUAUUUUUAAACGGUGGAUUUAAAUUUGACUUAAAUACUUGAGACAGCCCAAGGUUGAAGAAUGCAGUGCAUGCAACAUAGGUAGGAGGUUUACGUCUCUCAGUGUGUUGAUCUCAUUUUAGAAUUUCGUUGGAAACACAGACAAAGACACCGUUGUGUACCAUGACCUCUUUCCACCAAUUAGAGCAAGAUACAUCCGUUUCCGACCGACAGCUUGGUAUAAUUGGAUAACAAUGCGAGUAGAGCUGUACGGCUGUUUAGGUAAAUAUGAAAUCGAUUUGUUGAUAACGAGUAUUGCUUUGAUUGACGUGCAGUUCGUAAUUCACUUAUCUUGUGUCCUAUCAAAUUUUGAAAAUUAUUGUGUUUAACUCAGUUUUGCUAAGGAAGGCAGUUGAUUAUAUACUCUAAAUUAAAACUUUCUGUUUAUUAUCUGAAAAUUCAAAGAAUGUCAAGACCCUUUUGGUAUGGAAAACGGUGUCAUUUCUGACGGACAAAUAAGUGCCUCUUCAGAACUGAAAGCAGCUCAUGCGGCGAAUAAGGCCAGACUGAAAGCCCCAGAGGGAACUUGGCUGCCUCUCGUGAACAAUGCCGACCAAUGGCUUCAGAUUGAUUUGCUAGAAAACGAUAUCAUCGUAACGAGAAUUGCCACACAAGGACUGAAUGAUUCCAAGAAGAAGAAAUGGGUUACUAGCUACAAUCUACAAUAUAGUAACGACGAAAUUAACUUCCAUUAUUACAUGGAACUGGCAGUAAAAAAGGUAUAUUAGAGUAUUACAGGGUAAGUAAGUAUUAUCAACUGAGCUGACAACGUAAAUUGGCCGCCGUAAAGAGAUUCAAACUCGACGUGUCGAGCGUUAGCCCUUAAUCAGAGCAAAGGACUACCGCUCACUUUGUUCAGAGGAAAUUACCAUGUUAAACCCUCUCACCGACGCAGCAUCGCAGUUUCCUGAUAUUAAAGUACUGACGAGGCUUCUUUUUUUCCAUAAAAGAAGACAGUAUUGCAAAAAAAACAUGCAGAGUGCAUCGUAUAUACCAGGAAUUGGCUGUUUUGUUCUCCUUUUAUUGUUUCAAUGCAUGCAUAGUUAUUGAACAUCUGUAUAAAACAUUCUGAAGUAUUCUUAAAAACCUUUUAAGGUGGCCGGGGAGCGCGGCCAAUUAGGUAUGUCAUGAGAAGAAGGAAAAUUAAAAUUCAAAAUCUUUACCUUUACAAACGAACAUCUUGCAUGAAAAUUUUAUACUUUUCCCACCUCAACAAUUUUACUUUUUAAACUGCCGUCCCAAGCUGACCUAGAACUACCAACUUCUCUUUAGUUGUUUUUCACUUUAAAUUCUGACUUAAAAUUUUUAAAAAGUCAGUGAGAUUUAAUUAUUAUAUUAUUCUCGAUCGAAGAAAUCAGCAGAUUCUUUUCCUUUUUUUUUUGGAUACAUCAAGGCUUUUGAUGGAAAUAUCAACAGGUAUUCAAUAGUUUACCACGAUUUAAAUCCCUCCAUCGUGGGACGUUACGUCCGAUUUCGUCCAAUUAACUGGAACGAGGAAAUUGCCAUGAGGGUGGAGCUGUUCGGUUGUUCAGGUAAUUUUAAUGGUAGGACAUAAGCUUUCAUGUCAAGUCGUCACUAAGCCGCAUCUCGAAUGAAGCACAUCCAAAAAUGACGUUAAGCCUAAUAUGCAGUUGUAAUCUCCCAUUCUCCAACAUUCCCCGAUGGAAACUGUCCUCACAACAUCCAGAGGCAGGAUGAUAAGUUCAAGACAAAGAUUCAUGGGUUCUCCUUCCCGCGGGACAAAGCACCAUCAGCUCCGACUAAGUAACAACUAUUAUCAAACAACAUGCUGGGGAAAGCGAGAUAGCUCGUGUUGUGUUAGCCACUUGGCUCGUGAUCCUUUCGGUCACAUCGCGUACGCUUUUCUGCCUUUAUACAAAAAUUUUCCCGAAAAAAAAGGAAUUUUAUACCAGUAGGAAAACAUAUGUGAUACAAUCAAUGCGCGAAUUUGUCUAACAUCUUACUAGUCGUGUAAGGAAACACACGCAUACGCACACUGAAAUGUACGAAGAAUUACGAUCUCCAUACUCUCAAGGACGGACAUAUGGUAGGACGUACGACUCGGCAGACUGACAGAAAAAAAAAAAACUAAAGGAUAGGAUAGAUAGGGCAGAAGCACACAGGAGCUUACAUCAUCUAAUAUGAUUUUUGCAGAUUUGGAUGAAUGUCAAGAGCAGAAACACAAUUGCCACCGCAUGGCGCAUUGUAACAAUACUGUGGGCUCAUUCAAUUGCACUUGUCUUCAAGGAUUUACAGGAGACGGUGUCAGCUGUUUUGGUAUGGUAUAUGACCGACUCCACGUGCUCAAAUAUGUCUCAGCUGAAACCGGGAAUACCCGGUUAUAAAGACAAGUGAUUUUCCGCAACCUUCAAACGAAAUGUAUAAUUUAAGACAGGAUUGCAUCAUUUUGUUGUUUAGAAUGUAUAAACGUUUUUUUCCUACGUGCCAAAGAGCUGUGGAGGAGGAAAUUUUGUCUCUAGAAAAGAAAACCAUUUGAAAGAUCAUCAAAUCAAUAUCCCCUAAUAAGCUACGAAAUAUGCACGCAGAUAUUUCCUUGGACAUUAUGUGUGUUCCGAAGCUCCAAGUUUUCAUCGUGCUCGCUCUCGAAAACUGGUGCCUUUUGAAGGGAAAAUUAUUUGAGGAUUUUAGAUAUCCUCCAAGAUACAAAGGUAGCUCAGCAAAAUCUUUUCCCUACAUGUACGCCCAUAUUUCCUGUGACAUAAAUGCAUGCCUUGGUAUCGUACCCAUUUUCUCAAAUAAAGUGAAUUAUAGAUCAUAUUAAACCACGAUAACCGUUUACAACUUCCCGAACAACGUUUAACUCUAGAUUUAGAUAGGGUAUGCUAAGCAUAUUUUCCAACUCUGACGAGAUCGUUUCAUCAGUAAUGAUUUCUUCUUAUACAAAAAGAUCAUGCGUGCCAGUAAAAAGGAAAAUGGUACCAAGAAUUCCUUGUUGGAUAAUCAAAAGACUCAUUAUUUUGCGAGUUUUGCUGAUGGUUCUAAGUUUUGAAAAUUAUCUAGGAAAUGGAAAAGUUCACCAAUCAGCACUGGAAAAAGUGUACAUAUGCCUCAAGAAAUGAGCGCAUUUAAGAUUUGGAUGUCUGGUCAUAUUUUCUGUAUCAUUCUUGCCUCCUCGUUUCAAUAUUAAGUCAAUGUUUUCUUUAAGGUUACAAUUUGGGGCCAUUUUCCAAAUUGGAUCACAAGAACGUCUUGUUUCACUUCAUAUAAUGCAAGUUGUUAUUUGUUUUCAUAAUGACCUUUACAUCCAUAGACAUAAACGAGUGUAAGGAAGAACUGGAUGACUGCGCUCCUGAGGCAAAUUGCUCUAAUAGAUAUGGAUCAUUCGUAUGUAGAUGUUUACCUGGAUACUCUGGAGAUGGACGAUUUUGCAAUGGCACGUAUAAUGAAGCUCAAAUCUUUGGUUCACCGUAACGAACUCUGCCGCUAACAUUCUGAAUGAGUUAUUAGCUAAACGUUCUCGUAAACUUCGACAUCUCGUCGAUGAAACUGUUAAAAAACAGACCUUAGAUACUCAUGCGACUGGAAAGCAGAUCGAUUUCACGAUAUUCUUUAGGGAAAUUUAGGAAUCAUUUCAUAAUCAUCACUAUCAGUCUGACACCCCAACAGUAGUAACAAAACAUCAUCCAUGUCCCAUUCUUUUGAAUAUAAGCCACGAGAAAUAUUUUUUUCCUUUGUUUGUUUGUUUUUUUUUUUUUUUUAGAUUAGGUUUGACAGCUAUAUAGUCUUAAAUACGUAUUUCUCUUUUUCAUAUAGAUAUUAACGAAUGCACCACAAAUGUGCACAACUGCGACCCAUGGGCAGUUUGUAAUAACACAAUCGGAUCUUUUAAUUGCACAUGUUUCAAAGGAUAUGAAGGAAAUGGUACAAGUUGUGCUGGUAGGAAAUAUUUGCAAGAUCAAUUGCUUCUUGCUGUCUUUUAUUUAGUGAGGCACUUAUCCUUGUCACAAGACUUAAACACAUUUAUGGAAUUAUGUAGAUGUCGAUGAAUGUGCAACCUCAACUCACAACUGUCAUGGAGUUGCUCACUGCUUUAACAAUCCGGGGUCCUUCAGCUGCGAGUGCCGCAAAGACUACACUGGAGAUGGAAUAGCAUGUGAGCCAGACGGUAAGAUUAAAUUAAAGUUUCAGUGAAACAAAACUGGGCUGAGAAUUAA
This is a messenger RNA of Pocillopora meandrina, 5385 nucleotides long. Lineage: Eukaryota; Metazoa; Cnidaria; Anthozoa; Scleractinia; Pocilloporidae. The record is from the annotation of a GenBank genome assembly.